Molecule: messenger RNA, 993 nt
Organism: Pochonia chlamydosporia 170
Lineage: Eukaryota; Fungi; Ascomycota; Sordariomycetes; Hypocreales; Clavicipitaceae
Product: carbohydrate esterase family 1 protein
Exons: 3
Coding region: 1-993 (330 amino acids)
Molecular function (GO): feruloyl esterase activity
Source: RefSeq, a predicted model, not a curated record
AUGGCGUAUGUAUUGGCGGUUCGCUCCCUGGCUGUCCUCUCCGCCAUUUUCUCCACUGUUGCCGCUGCUCCAGGGGUAACAAGAAGCUUGAGCCCAUACACGGGCGGGGACACAUCAGGAUGCGGAAAGACUCAUAUCUUCCAAGGCAUUGGCCUCCCAAUCUAUCGUGGGGUUAAGUCUAGCAAUAUCGAUCGCAGUUACAGUGUGCAUCUACCCUCCAAUUACGACAAAAACCAUCAAUAUCCCACUAUUCUCGGCUUUCAUGGCUCUAGCAGCGUUGGGCUUUUCUUUCAGGCGGAUACCAAGCUCGAUGAGGCACGGUUCACAGGAGACAAAAUCAUGGUGUACCCCAAUGGCUUGGGAGGUGCUUGGGCCGGUGCCAACUACUCCAAGGCCACCGUGAGCCAGGACUUGCAAUUCGUUUGGGAUCUCCUCACCGACUUGCGACGGAAUUUCUGUGUUGAUAGUGCACGAAUAUACGCCACGGGUUUGUCCAUUGGCGGCGGGUUCGUGGACACAAUAGCAUGUAACAGCACUGUGGGAGGCGAGUUUGCCGCGUUUGCGCCAGCAUCUGGAUCCUUUUACACCAAUAACGACGCCAACCAUGAUCUCUGCAAACCUGCGCGGGUUCCAACACCUAUACUGGAGUUUCAUGGUGGAGCGGACACGGAUGUUAAAUACGAGGGUGGCCAAGGCGAGGGUGGUGGUGAGCCAUCCAUCGUGAACUGGCUUAGUAGGUGGGCGACACGGAACUCUUGCGACACGCCAAACAACCAAGAGGAUUUGUUUGGCGGUGAUGUGCACCAUCUUAGCUGGACAUGCCAAGGGCAGGACGGAGUAGUUCAACAUUACAAAACUGAUGAUCAAAAGCACGACUGGCCGUCAACCGAGCCCAACUUCUCACAGUUGGCUGCUGGCGAUAAACCCACGCACAUUGACGCCAGCGCGAUUAUUCAGGACUUUUUUAUGCGAUUCACGCGCCCUGGAAGCUGA